AUAUCCGGCCCGGAGUCACCCCGACAUGGCGAGUUUCAUCAAGCCCUACAACCCCCUGGUGUGGGUGUCGGUGUUUGUCGCCACCCUCUUGGUAUUCACCGCAUGCCAGGCUGUGCUGCGCGGAACCGACUUCCUCAACAAACAGGGCAGAGCCAAACUCUCCGUCACCCAAGCCUCGCGUAGUGCAGAGGACUCUGGUUUGCGGGGACGGAAAGAAGCGCCAGAAGGAAUAGAAAGGACAGACGGGGGAGAGGAACAUCUUAAGGAGGUGGAGACUUCUGCUGUUUGGAUCUGGGGAAUUCUUUUGUCUCAGAGCGUACCUUGGAUGCCCUCCAAAGACCUGGGGCGGAGUGUGGCAGCUCUGUGGCUAUUGAUGGCCUUCACGCUGGGCUCAGUGUAUCGCUCUAAUCUUAAGGCCAUGAUCAUCUAUCCCAGGAUCCACCUCCCCUUCUCCACUCUGGACGAGCUGCAAAGAACCGACAUCUCUGCCGUAAUCUUCAACGGCUCGGAAAUACACAAGCACAUCAAGGAUGCGGACAACAGCUCCAGCCUCGGGGGACUCCGGGACCAGGUGGACCUGUAUUACAACGAUCAGCUGGCCUUUGCGAUACAACAAGUGGUGAAAGGCAACGGUGCUGGCGUCUCCUUCACGAUGGGGAUCCUCUCCGUUAUGGACCAAACAUUUUCCCAGGUUGGCAAGUGCACCUUGUACAAAAUGUCCCGAGGCUUCCUUGGACCUCUGAGUCUCAGUGUGGCCUUCCCCAAGGGCUCCACGCUCAAGAUCAAGUUUGAUGACGUGAUCAUCAGACUGCGUGAGGCUGGCAUCAUACCCAAAUUGUUCAGGGACGGCCAGGUGAACGGCACUAAGUGCGCAACAACCGAGAGUUUGUUCCUAGCCGAGGUUAAAGAACGGCCUCUCCAUCUAAAGGAUUUCUAUGGAGUGUUCCUGGUGUAUGGCGGAGGGCUACUCCUAGCUGCGGGUGUUUUCUUGAGCGAAGUGUUCCGCGGAACACGGCGGCCAAGCAGAGAAAAGCCACCGGCACCGCAGCGCGCCAUCUCCCAAACCCAAUCACGGUUUGCCUCAGCCACAAUCCUGCGGGAACAUUCACGCCUGACAUUCUGAGAGGCGGUGACGGCAAUUAGCACCUUCUAGGAUGGUCUAAUCGUGUCUCGUACGGAUAUAUGUCUUUAAUAAUGAUUAUGAGUUAUCAAUGAUUAUGUUAUCAAUGAAAUACAACAUCCACACUCUUGUUAACUGGUAAGAACUCUGUGACUGUAAUGAACGACUCAUGUCAAGUUUGUACUUGGCGAACACAAUGAA
Molecule: messenger RNA, 1321 nt
Organism: Portunus trituberculatus (swimming crab)
Lineage: Eukaryota; Metazoa; Arthropoda; Malacostraca; Decapoda; Portunidae
Product: glutamate receptor 4-like
Exons: 8
Coding region: 26-1123 (365 amino acids)
Cellular component (GO): membrane
Molecular function (GO): ligand-gated monoatomic ion channel activity
Source: RefSeq, a predicted model, not a curated record